Molecule: messenger RNA, 1061 nt
Organism: Raphanus sativus (radish)
Lineage: Eukaryota; Viridiplantae; Streptophyta; Magnoliopsida; Brassicales; Brassicaceae
Product: single-stranded DNA-binding protein WHY3, chloroplastic
Exons: 7
Coding region: 47-838 (263 amino acids)
Biological process (GO): defense response; regulation of DNA-templated transcription
Molecular function (GO): single-stranded DNA binding
Source: RefSeq, a predicted model, not a curated record
CCUCCGUCGUAUCUAUCCAAGUGGAGAAGAAGAAGAAGAAGACUAGAUGUCGCAGCUCUUAUCUUCUCCUCCAAUGGCGGUCAACUCCAAAAUAUUCUUAACCCACCGCCCAGAAGCUCGUGUUCUCACCGCCGGUGGUUUUGUCGGAAAAGGGCAUUGCUUCGCCGUGAAAGUGAAACCGAUGGAGGAGAGGGUGAAGCUAACGGUGAAGUCUCGGUAUAGCGACUCAUCUUCACCACCUUACUCUCCUCCGCAAAACGGGGAAGGAGGAUCUUCGCCGCGGUUUUAUGUGGGUCAUUCUAUUUACAAAGGGAAAGCUGCUCUUACUAUUGAGCCUCGUGCCCCCGAGUUUGUGUCUUUACAAUCUGGUGCAUUCAAGCUUUCUAAGGAAGGGUUCUUGCUCCUCCAGUUUGCUCCUGCAGCUGGUGUUCGUCAGUACGAUUGGAGCAGGAAACAGGUGUUCUCAUUGUCGGUUACAGAGAUUGGUAAUUUAGUUAGCCUUGGGCCGAGGGAAUCAUGUGAAUUCUUUCAUGAUCCUAACAAGGGAAAAGGUAGUGAUGAAGGUAAAGUGAGGAAAGUGCUGAAAGUUGAACCCCUUCCAGACGGUUCUGGCCGCUUCUUUAACCUGAGUGUUCAAAACAAGCUUUUGAAUGUAGAUGAGAGUGUGUACAUACCUAUCACUAAAGCAGAGUUUGCUGUUCUUAUCUCUGCUUUCAACUUCAUCUUGCCGCACCUUAUAGGCUGGCAAGCAUUUGCAAACUCCAUCAAACCAGAAGACUCUAAUCGUCUUAACAAUGCGUCACCUAAGUAUGGAGGAGACUACGAAUGGAGUAGAUGAUUGAGAACUACAGACAACCUUGCAAACUCGGUUCUUGUGUCCAUCCCAUUGUUUUGUUAUCGCAAUCAACGAGUAGCAGUAGGGACUGAAGUAGUGUUUAGACCAAAUGGGAUGUGUUGUUGCGUAGGAAAAAAACUCAUGUUAUGUAUUAUACAAUUUUUUGUCAAGACUCGAGAGCAAACGGUUGGAAUUUUGGUAUUACAGGAAUCAAUUUGCUCUUCCU